Molecule: messenger RNA, 2832 nt
Organism: Aspergillus steynii IBT 23096
Lineage: Eukaryota; Fungi; Ascomycota; Eurotiomycetes; Eurotiales; Aspergillaceae
Exons: 1
Coding region: 196-2700 (834 amino acids)
Source: RefSeq, a predicted model, not a curated record
GAUGCUGAGUGCCUGACUGCCUGGCUUCCGUCAUCCCAAAAAGUGUCCGCGGCAUCAAGAGAGCGCAUGCAAAAAGCAAUGAACGGCCGUUUUCUGUCUUCCACCCCCACUUAUGGAAUGUGUGUCAUGGGAUAUUGACGAGGAGGAUGUUCAGAAAUACAACCAAGCCGAAUCCUCACCUUUCUCUCAUUACUCAUGCGCCCGGCUCUUCUCCGGUUACUGAAGAGGCCGUCAGCUCUCUCGGUGCUUGACUCUCUUAUUUCAAUUCCCCUUGGGAUCGAGGAGCUGGAAUCUAAAUACAAGGGCGAAUGUCUGCGAUAUAACUCCCGAGCGGCAUCGCAAAAGAUUGAGGACCAGGCAGUCGACCACGAACGGCCUGACCAUCACAAAUUUCGGACGCGACCAUCGCCGUAUCCCUCCAGUUUUCGCGUCUACGAUAUCCAAUCACCGCAGAGCCAAGCGACAAAUGGCAGUGACCGGACCAGGCAACCCCAGGCGAAAUCAUCGAAUACAGGACCUCCGCGAGAGGUGGGAUUGCAAUUGGAGAAGUUAGAGUACGAGUCGGAUAUUGGACACACGGAUGGUAUCGGGACACGCCUGGUGGACGACCCGGCCCGGCGGCAUGAUUUUGCCCUAUGGGAAGAGCUUCUUCGAUACAGACAGCGACAUUAUGGGGACAAAGGCACCCACGAUAUCUGGGAGGGCUUGAUGGUGCGGGUGGACGAUGUCCAGCUGCCUGUCAGGGGUGACAGGGCAGACUUUUUCUGGCAGAGCUUUGUGGACUUGGCCCUAAAGCGAACCGUCUUACUGAAUGAGCUGGUGAAUUACGCUUUUCGCCUCUGGAAGGAAACAGGGAACCGCUGGGAUAAACUCUAUGAGGCCGUCGUGGGAGGGUUGAUUGCUCGUGGGAUGCCGCAACAGGCCCUCGAAUGGCACAAGAAACUGCAACAUCCUCAUUUAUCCGAGCCGAACGAUAUCCUCCGAAUCCUCCAAUUAACUAUCGCGCCUCGUCAUCAGUCCAGAAACAAAGCUGUCUCGAAGAGCCGGCAUACGUCAACGGGGUUAUGGGUGUUCCAGAACAUUUGCCGCUCUACGAAGGGACAUCGGAUAUAUGCCCCCGUCAUUUCCACGUUACUGCGCAACGGCCUCACUGAAGAUCUGUCACAGACGCACCAGGCUCUGAUUGCCCAGGACGACCACCCAGAAUCCUACGAAGACAUCCAGCCGUUACUGGAAUAUGCAGAAGAAAAUUGGCCACGCUUUCGUUUUCAGAAGCUGAAUGUUUAUGUCGAAUCUCGAUUCCCUGGGCGGGCUGCUACAACCAAAGGUGGCCCUACUACGAAGGAACCGCAACCGGACAAAGAGCCAUUGCAUGAAAGGAAACCUUUCAAGGAUGAACUCGGUGCGCGCCUCUUCGCGACGAGAGCCUUGAAUUUCGAGAUGAUUCUUUCCGGGCUGCGAAUGUUCGGCGUAUCAGCAAUUGGGCCGCAGACCGUUCGCGAGAUGGCGGUCCGGGCUCAUGGUGGGCAGGACAUACUGGAGAAGCUCCGACAGCUGCAAGCCGCCGGGAUUUCGGUCGGAGAUAGUGUGUUUACCCGCCUGGUUCGCAAGCUGGCAAGCGAACAUCGCGAGGUUCUUCUGUCCGAUUUCAUCAGCAGCGAUCAGCAUUUUGAGAUGCUGGAGGACGUAGCCGCGCAGGAAUCCUUAUUGGUGUCCUACUACGUUGCUCGCGACUGGCGCCAGUACAACAUGACGCUGGCCAUCCUCGCCGAAAUCUCCACGGAGGGGCCGGAUCUCUCCAACAUCCACUUUCGAAAGUUUAUCGCCGCGGAUGAAUGGCGGUUCGCCUCCAAGUUUGUCGAUGACAUGACGUUGCAAGGCCGUUCCCUGUCCAAGGAGAGCAUCGAUUUUAUGGUGAAGCACAUCCUCCCAGCCCGCCAACCGGGCCACAUGCCACAGCAACUCGAAGGUCGCUCCCUCGUCAAGGAGAUGGCCUUUGUCGUUCAGAUUCUGCAGCGUGCUGCCAAAUCGGGCACGGCGGUGCCAUCCAAGCUCUGGAUUGAGAUGUUGAAGCGACUGGGCAUGCUCAAUCGCUGGUACGACCUCCGAGACUGUUGUUUGUGGCUCGCGCGUCAGCAUUCACCUGCUCCGAAGCACGCCGUGGGCACCAGCAGCUCCGCCAGCCAGUUGUCUGGCAUUCCAUCCAGCGCCCGCGGUCAGCAUCUCCUGCAGACGAUUUUCACCGGCCAGAUGCAAGCGGCGAUCGUGUCGUGGGGGUUCAAGAUGCGCAUCUCGCACCAAGCGGAACAACCGUACGCAGCGUUCGGACCGGAGCAGGAAGGGCUCAUCCCGUGGGUGCGCGGGCUGGUGCUGCUUCGCGAGCUGGAGCAGCACGGGGUGCAGCUCCACGUGGGGGAGAUUCGGCAGACGUGUCGCCAGCGCCUGAAGGUGAUCUUCGGACCGGCGGUGCAAUCGAGUCGGCGCAUGAACCGGAUGCUGCGGCGCGAGAACCCUUACAGCGUGGAGCGGGUCAUCGGCGAUAUCAAUCGGGUCUGGGGCGAGCCGUCGCUGUUCGGCGGCCGGGAGCACGUGGAUUUGUUUCGAUUAAUCAACCCUGCCAUCUCGCCGAUGUCCCUUCGCAGGAUGAGUCGGAACCCUCGUCAGCGCCGAGCGGCCAGCAGCGUGGAUGAAGAGACUUGAUAAUAGAUAGCCAUAUGAUACCAAUGUACUAUAAUCACCGACUUUGAAUACGGCAUUUACAGGUGUGCAAGUGUUGCGCACUCGGGGUCCGUCACACCACAUCCAGAGUCUAGGAGGGAGUCCGUAUUGAUU